AUGAACGUAAUACGUGCUGUGCAAUUGUACAUCGAUAAAAUGAUCGCUGAUACUGGACCGGGUAUGAAGAUACUCAUGAUGGAUCGAGAAACGAUUAGUGUCGUUUCUAUGGCCUUUGCUCAGUCGGAAAUGCUUCAGAAGGAGGUGUAUCUCUUCGAACGCCUCGAUUCGGUACGAUCGGAUGAAAAGCUAAAGUACUUGAAAUGCAUCGUAUUUGUACGCCCCACGCGUGAUAACGUGCUGAGGUUGCAGCAAGAGCUACGGAGUCCGAAAUUUGGAUCCUAUUACAUAUAUUUCAGUAACAUUAUCCCCCGAACGGACAUCAAAGCAUUAGCCGAGUGCGAUGACAGUGAAGCCGUGCGGGAUGUGAAGGAACUGUAUGCCGACUACCUGCCGGUCAAUCCCAACUUGUUUUCGCUGCACAUUCCGUCUUGCCUACAAGCGCUCAGCUGGAAUCCGGAAGCACUGGACCGGGCGACCCAAGGUUUAGUAAGCGUGUUGCUAUCAUUUAAAUUUCGGCCGGCCAUCCGCUAUCGGGCGGGAUCAACCGCGGCGCAAACGCUCGCGAAAAAGGUGCACGAAACAAUUAAUAAGGAAACGGCUCUAUUUAGCUUCCGACCACCGGAGGACGGAGCGGCACCGCCGUUGCUACUUAUACUCGAUAGACGUGACGACCCGAUUACACCUCUGCUUAACCAGUGGACGUAUCAGGCAAUGGUCCACGAGCUGCUUACGAUCAAAAAGCAGCGCGUCGAUCUAUCGGAAGUAACGGGCGUCCCGAAGGAUCUCAAAGAGGUAGUGCUCUCGACGGAACAGGACGAGUUCUACGCAAAUAAUUUGUACGCCAACUUUGGUGAGAUUGGAACCACGAUCAAGGUGCUCAUGGACGAAUUCCAAAAGAAAGCGCACGAUCAACGAAAGAUCGAGAGCAUCAGCGACAUGAAAAACUUUGUCGAAACGUACCCCCAGUUCCGCAAAAUGUCCGGUACUGUCACGAAGCAUCUGGUGCUGAUCAGCGAGCUGUCGGUGCAGGUCGGUCAGCAACAGCUGUUUGAGGUGUCGGAACUGGAGCAGGAAAUAGCCUGUCGAGCAGAUCAUUCCACCCAGCUGCAGCGGGUGAAGCGGCUCGUGUCGGAGGGCAAGAUCAGCACCGCCAACGCCUUACGGCUUGUUUUACUGUACGCAAUGCGCUACGAACGACACGCUAAUUGUGACACGUCCGGUUUGUUGAAGCUGCUGCAGGAUCGUGGCGGCCGGGCGCACAUUGUUCCACGGAUGCUCGAAUACAUUAGUACGGUCGCAAGGCAGGAGCUGUUCAACACGGUAAAAAUAACCGAUGCGGUCAAGCUAACGCGCAACCUCAUCAAAGAGCUGAAGGGUGUCGAAAACGUGUACGCCCAGCAUGAGUGCAUGCUUAAGGGAACGAUCGAGGAGGUCGUCAAGGGCAGACCGCUGGACGCACAGUAUCCAAUUAUGGGUAAUGAGGUUCCGUACCGUAGGCCACCUGCGGAAGUGAUCGUCUUCAUCGUUGGUGGGGCCACGUACGAGGAAGCGCUGGCGGUUCAUCGGUACAACCAGGAAGGCUGUCGGGUCGUGCUGGGAGGAACGACGAUCCACAAUUCGGAAUCGUUCAUCGAGGAGGUGCUCGCGGCUACUGUAGGUGUACCGUUUAAGCACUCGCGAUCAUUGCAACAGUUCCACCAGGCUCCGGCCGGCACCGCUUAAGUACCGCGGGGAGGACGAAAAAAGGAGACAUAUGGGUAAUUGAAAUUACAUGAUUCGUAUUUAACACAGACGUUCCAAACCUCCACACCGCAGGUGCUUUUUUUGGAAACGCGAACGUGAGUGGUGGGUGUAUCUUAUUAGCUUAUUUAUUCGGAUGGCGACGAACCUAGA
This is a messenger RNA of Anopheles nili, 1896 nucleotides long. It is a transcript of the gene Vps45, whose product is annotated as vacuolar protein sorting-associated protein 45. The transcript has 3 exons. Lineage: Eukaryota; Metazoa; Arthropoda; Insecta; Diptera; Culicidae. Gene Ontology annotation, biological process: vesicle-mediated transport; intracellular protein transport. The record is from RefSeq and is a predicted model, not a curated record. Gene Ontology annotation, cellular component: Golgi membrane. Bases 1 to 1725 code for a protein of 574 amino acids.